This is a messenger RNA of Salvelinus sp. IW2-2015, 3271 nucleotides long. Its product is annotated as ATP-dependent DNA helicase Q1. Gene Ontology annotation, molecular function: four-way junction helicase activity; 3'-5' DNA helicase activity; ATP binding. The record is from RefSeq and is a predicted model, not a curated record. Lineage: Eukaryota; Metazoa; Chordata; Actinopteri; Salmoniformes; Salmonidae. Gene Ontology annotation, biological process: DNA replication; double-strand break repair via homologous recombination. Gene Ontology annotation, cellular component: chromosome; cytoplasm.
CCCAACAAAAUCACCCGCGCGAGCUGUCUAGCAACCGUCAAGAAAAAAGGGAGCGCAAAUAUUCAGUGCAAACUCGAGAAGUGAGGCGAGUAAAUUUUUGAUGAGUGAUUAAAGUCUGCAAGGUGGUUGAUUGUGUUGUAGAUUUGCCUUGGAAAUGGACAGUACCAAAGACGUGCAGGCAGAGCUGGACUCUGUGGAGGCCAAGCUGGAGGUGGUGGAGCUGCAGAUAGCUGAGCUGCUGAAGAAGCAGGCUAGCCUGACCUCCAAGAAGAAACAGCUGCUCGGCAGGCUGGAAGAGCCAUGUGACUCCACCCAGCCCUCUGGACCUGCAAUGACCAAGCAGGAGCUGUUGCGCUAUGAGAAGGAUGAUUUCUCGUGGUCAACAAAGCUGAAGCAGAAUCUGAAGGAUGUGUUCCAGCUCUCUAAGUUCCGUCCUCUCCAGCUGAAGGCCAUCAACCUUAGUAUGUCUGGUAAAGACCUCUUCCUAGUGAUGCCGACUGGACGAGGGAAAAGCCUCUGCUAUCAGCUACCUGCAGUCUGCUCUGAGGGUUUCACUCUGGUAGUAACUCCUCUAGUUUCUCUGAUGGAGGAUCAGCUCAUGUACUUAAAGUCCAUCGACGUUGAAGCCGUCUCUCUCAACGCAUCCAGCAGUAAGGAACAUGCUAAAAUGGUCCUAGCUGAGAUGACGGACACCAAAGCGCCUUUCAAGCUGCUGUAUGUGACUCCGGAGAAGAUCGCGAAGAGCAAGCUGCUGAUGUCGAGGCUGGAGAAGGCCUACAAUGCAGGCAGGCUUAGCCGUAUUGCUGUGGACGAGGUGCACUGCUGCAGCCAGUGGGGACAUGACUUCAGACCUGACUACAAGCUCCUGGGGAUCCUGAAGAGGCAAUUCCCAAAGGUUCCGUUGCUAGGGCUGACGGCCACGGCAACCAGCAGUGUUCUAAAGGACUGUCAGAAGAUCCUGUGUGUCCCUGAGCCAAUCACACUCACCGCCUCCUUCAACCGCACCAACCUCUACUACGAGGUACGCCUUAAAGAUUCGAACAGUGAUGAUUCAAUCAGUGACAUCUCCACACUGAUCAAGGAGCGAUAUAAGGACCAGUCAGGGAUAGUGUACGUGUUUUCCCAGAAGGAUGCAGAGACGGUGUCAGCAGACCUACAGAAGAAAGGCCUCAACGCAUCUCCAUACCACGCUAACAUGAAUCCAGAGGACAAGUCACAGGUUCAUCGCAAAUGGGCCACCAACAAGAUCCAGGUGGUGGUAGCUACUGUGGCGUUCGGGAUGGGGAUCGACAAGGCUGACGUCAGAUUUGUCAUCCAUCACACCAUCAGCAAGUCCAUAGAGAACUACUAUCAGGAGAGCGGACGAGCAGGCAGAGACGAUAAGCCGGCUGACUGCAUUGUGUACUUUGGCUUCAACGACAUCUUCAGGAUCAGCACCAUGGUUGUCAUGGAGAACGUAGGACAACAGAAGCUGCUGACCAUGGUCGACUACUGUCAGAAUGUAGACAGGUGUCGGCGCUCAGUGAUCGCUGUUCACUUUGAUGAGGUUUGGAAAGAUGAAGGAUGCAACGAGAUGUGUGACGUCUGUCGCCAUGGCAAUGACUACAUCACGGUGGACAUCACGCAGCAUGCUAAAGAUCUGGUCCAGAUUGUGGAGCUGGCGGGCUCUCUGGAUGAGAAACUGACCCCCCUGAAGGUGACCGAGACGUGGAUGGGGAAGGGUCCGGCCAAACGCAGGAAGAUGAUCCAGACCACCACCCUGUCUCGCCUGGAGGUGGAGGCCAUCAUCACAAGCCUACUGCUGCAGGGCUACCUUAGUGAAGACUUCAGUUUCACUCCGUACACCACCUACUUCUACCUGAAGCUGGGUCGUAAGGCACCACUGCUGAAGAACCAGAGUCACUCCAUCACCAUGAAGAUGAGGAGGACAGGCCUGGACGCCAACACGGUAAAAGUGUCCCAGGUAAAGACCAAAGGAAAGAGAUCUGGUGUCAAUGCUGCAAACUCCCCUGUCACCAAGAAAGUCAAGAAAGACCUCUAGUGCCCCCCUGAAGAGACCAAAGAAAAAGAGGACCAAUUAGCUGCUGGAGUUAAAGAGGUGGUGGUGACCUCCCAGUCUCCUCCUCCUGUUGCCCCCAACGACAGCAGCACUCCCCCUCCCAGACACAACAAACUGAUCAAGAUGGAUAAAGAGCAGCAGAAUCUGGCCAGGAAACAAGACAAGGACCCUGACCAGACAGAAUGUCAAACAGGGUACGACCAGAAUGACCCUGCUGCUGCCCAGCCCACUGCCAUUGAAGUAGACGUAGAGAUCAAUAUUAUAGAGAAAGUUAAUGACAGCGAAUCCCCACUACCACCAUUAAAACUAAAUCCAAAACCUAAAUCAACAACCCCUCAAAAGAAGCGAAGGAAACCCUGUACUGCUGCGGUCCCAGCGCCUUCAGAAGGUGCAGUUACAGACUCUGACCACCGGAGGCCAGCAUUGGUCAACUCUCCCUCCCAGGUCUCCAUCAUCUCUGAGGCUGCAGUGGAGGAGCUCUGUGACCUGAGGAACUACUACAGCAAACAGCUGAGGCGGAUAAACUACAUUUCCCAUGAGUACUUGCAGAAUCAGGGGUGCUCAGACCCAGGGGUGCUGGCCUGUAUCAGAGAGCCACUAAAGAGCCUGCGCCUCCCCCGUGGCUCAACCAUCGCCCGGACAGCACGCAACCUGUGGACCAGAGUCAGCUCCAGAAGGAAACUCAUCCAAAGAUGAACCUUGACCCUACAUGGGACAGUUAACAUUCAGAUGUGGACAAUACUGUAUCUCUCUCUUUCACGUCUCACAUUGCCAGACCUAGAGCCCUGGGGCAGACGAGUACUUUUUUCUGUACCACUUGAUGUUCUAUUUUUCUGGAUUGGCUUUGACAGAGAAUAUCCCCAUCCAAGUUAGUUUGUAAUAUUUUACGGUUGGAUCAAUACCACUGUUAGCCUAAGAUGAAGAGCUGUUUUUGUUGACAUUUCAAUAUUUUACUUUGGAUAAACUAACUCACAUGAACUGAAAGGUUUGUUGAACUGAAGAAUGUUUUCACAAUGUAUUAUGUCACUUUUUUAAAUAUUCGAGCAUACCCUUAUCUAACAGCCACAAUGUGCACGCUAGUGAAUUUGAUUCACUCUAAUACGUUUUAUAAUACUGCACUGCAGCUUUGGAAUAAGAAGGUCCAUUCACAUUUGAGGAACACAGUAUAUAUCUUUAGCUAUCAUUAAUAAAAAUCAGAUUUUAAAAUGUAAA